AUGCUAAGUAAGUGGAAUUUUAGAUGGAACAGUGAAAGACAAAAAUCCUGGAAUGUUUGGAUGAGAGGGAAAUAUGGUAUUUCUGCUCACGAGAGUAUGACUUCGACUCAGCACCUGAAUAAAUUGUCUGAAAGUAUGAAAGCAAUCAAGAAGGCAUCAGAGUUUCCUGGUCUAAGAGAAAAAUUAUCUCAAGAUAAUUUUGCAUGGAAAUUGAAAAAUGGUAAAACAAUUUUAUUCUGGGAAGAUCGUUGGUCUGGAAAAUCAUCAAUAAAAGACACACAUCCUAAGCUGUAUAAGCUGUCUACGCUUAAAGAGAUUUCAGUCUCAGAAGUGUUUGAAUGCUGGAAGGGGAAUGACAUUAGUACAAGCUGCCAGUUCUGGUCAAGGCCACUUAGACCGUGGGAAAUGGAGGAAGCCUCAAAAAUAGGCGACCUUGUCCGAACAAUAACCCUAGCAAAAGACAAAGAUGAAAUGAUCUGGGCAUAUACUAAGAAAGGCUUAUCACUUAAGGCUGCCACAGAUCUCUUGACAUGCAACAGUAGUCCGAUCAGUUGGGAAUUCGUUUGGAAGUUAAAGGUGCCUAACAAGGUAAAGAUCUUUCUCUGGAAAGCUCAUUUGGGAAUCCUUCCUACUAGAAACUUCUUAGCACUCAGGAAUAUUAAACUCAGCGACUCAACGACUUGUCCUGUUUGUAAGCUAGAAGGGGAAACAACAGGUCACUUAUUGAUAGAGUGCAAAAUGGCCAAAGCAGUUUGGACUCAGAUGUUCAGUUGGUGGCAAAUCAACCCAGUUCCUCCGCAUGAAAUGUCACUAAUGAGCAUCUGGCAACAGUCUAAGCAGUUCUCAACUAGGAAAGCCAGAAUCACUUGGAAAGUAUGUGUGAGUGCAGCUUUGUGGUGCAUAUGGUUGGUGAGAAAUCAGGUGGUUUUUCGUAAUAUGGAAGUCAAAAUGCAAUCAGCCAUAAGCUACUUCAAACAACUAGCCAAGGAGUGGUGCUUGGCAAACAACUUGAUUCUUCAAAACGCUGCAACAUGGUGGAGUGUCAAUCCAAUGGGAGUCUUAACAAGUUCUGAGCGAGCUCAGCUAAGCAAUAUAAUGCAGGUCGAGGAAGAUUUAAUCGGAUUUACAGAUGGCUCAUGCAAAACACGUGGCGAAUUUAAAUUCGCUGGAAUAGGAGGGAACAUCCUCAACAAAAAAGGAAAUGUAAUCUUUUCAUUCUCAGGACCCUCUAGCGCUACAACCUCGUUCGAAGCAGAGAGUCAAGCAUUGGAGUUUCUGGUAAAAUCGUUUUCAAACUCAGACUAUAAGGCAAGCAAUAUGGUAAUCUACUCGGAUUGCUUAAAAUUAGUGCACAAGGUGUUGGAAGUUACAACUGCGCACUGUACAGAUGAAAAGCAGGACUUACGGGAAAUUUUUAAAGGACUAAAAAUCAGAUGCGCUUUUAUUCCUAGUGAGCUAAACAGCGAAGCUGAUUUUUUAGCCAAAAAAGGUGCCAAGAGUAAACAUCUCACAAGUUGUUGGAUCACAAAUUGCAGUGGCCCAUUCUCCCAACCCAAGCCUUGA
Molecule: messenger RNA, 1563 nt
Organism: Daucus carota subsp. sativus
Lineage: Eukaryota; Viridiplantae; Streptophyta; Magnoliopsida; Apiales; Apiaceae
Exons: 1
Coding region: 1-1563 (520 amino acids)
Molecular function (GO): nucleic acid binding; RNA-DNA hybrid ribonuclease activity
Source: RefSeq, a predicted model, not a curated record